AUGACUGAGGUCGAGAAGUCACGAGAUGUGUUUACGCAGUCUCACUCUCCGGACCGUCACUAUCCGAUGACAUCAUCCACAAAGCGAGAACGUCACCGACCCAACCGUCACACAGUUCACAGCCCUCACUCUUCUCACAAGAGGCACCGUCCUCACCACAAGCACCCGUUUCCCCGGUCGACGAAGCGGAGUCUUCCUCCCGGCUGGGAAGAAGUGAACAGCGAGGGAGGGACGUAUUACUGGCACAAGAAGACUGGGAAGACCACAUGGAAAUUUCCCUCCGUUGAAGCAAAGGAACACGAGAGGAAGCAACAGUCGCACACCUACAUCAACAUCCGGCCAGGAAAGCAGCCGCUCGUCGUGAGAACUGAAGACUCUGACACAGACCCCCCAGCAGCUGCCAGUGGACGCGGCAAUGGUGUCGUGGCGCAAGCCAGUGGCAGCGAUCCGUAUGACGGCAGUGCCAGAGUGCGGGAAGGAGCUGGAAGAGGAGAGCUACUGAGCAACGGAGGAACUUCUCGAGAAGUGUCUGGGGAGGGAGGGACGUGGGUGUCUGGAGAGGCGGAGGGGAACGGGGCUCUGUCUUCCCCUGGGGGGGAAUCUGGGGGUUUUCCCUCCGACGAAUCUCCCCCUGGAGUGAGGAGACGACCACUUGUGGUCCACAACUACGAGAAUUUUCCCUUUAACCCCAUUGCGACAGCCAAGAACUCGGACGCUACACCCGAUCCGGAGAUUGGGUCGGGCGGGGCGAGCCCCACCCGAAGUCGGGCGGAGAGCAAUGCCAGCUCAGGCUCCGCCCCUCCACUCCCAGAGAGACACUACAGCGAGUCGGACGUCAGUGGGAGUAGAUCCGCCCCAAACUACCCCGCCCCAGAUUGCCCCGCCCAUUCCCGUGAAGAAGACCAUGAAUCGCGGGACUCUCUGUCUCCACUUCAUCGGCAAAAUCGAGGUGCCUCCCGCUCACACGAGGUCCAGAGAGAGGUGUCUGAGCAGGGACAAGUGUACGCCGUCGUCAACCCAGCUUGGAAGAAGAACAUCAAGGGGAGGUCCCCCUCGUUAACUCGUCUCACCGACCCUCUCAUGUCAGACGAUAAAGUCACCGACGAAACUCCUCCCCCUCUCCCCAACCGUCCGUCGAGUUCGGCAGCCGCGGCGACCAAAGAGGGUAGUGCUACAGAGCAUUUGGAUUUGGACUCUGACCUUGUCGAGCAGAAGAGGGCGGAGCUAGAAGUGGGCAGUCGGUUUGCCCAGUCAGUCAGGUACGUGGACGUUGAGCUAAGUGGCCGUUCACGGGAAGAAGGUUCUCGCGGCAGCGGACACAGAAAGGUGCACGACGUUACUUACGACACAGUUGCCCUUCCAAAGUCUCAACCAGAGGGUGAUGCCGGGGAGGAACAGGUGAGACAAGGUGGAGGACGGAAGAGGAACGAGCGAUGGCUCAAGACCCAGUCGGCCUACGUCACCACUUCUCACACCCUCACCACACCCUCCUCCCCUCCACCUCCUCCUUCUCACACCCUCACCACAUCCUCCUCCCCUCCCCCUCCUCCCCUACCCACUAGAGACUCCGUUAAACAGACAGAAGAAGCAUUACCGGCCGUGCCACCUAAGCUGGGACUCAGAUUAGGAGACGAUGACUUGGCUGCAAAUCGCAGGUGGCUGCACGCAAUGAACGUGACAAUUCGAAGACCGUCAGAGUCCGAGGGAGAUAAGUCGGGGAAGAAACUGAGCAGGGAAGCACUGCUGUUGAGGUCAGGGGUCACGUUGAGGCCGGGGACACGCCCCCCGUGGCCCCCCUCGGAGGUGGAUGGAGGGAGGGAAGGAGAGUCUGGAUCAGACGAGGAGGAUGGACUGGAACCAUUGACUAGAGCUAUAAAGUCACUGGAGACUAGGAUGACAAAUCGACCUUCGCAUCAACAAGCCUCUCGCCAGGAUAGAGGGAAAGAUGAAGAGAAAGCUAAUCUGACGCUAGUUCCAGAUGGUCCUCCCAAAUGGACCCAGAUUCAGCGAUCGACGCACAAAUACGAGGACAUCGAGAUAAUGGACGACCAGUUGAUGGAUGGGAUUCCCGGGAGCAAGGGGUCACUCCGGCGUGCUCAGAACGGUGCACGGAGUGUGGGCAACCUACACAUGGCCUGGGACGAGUCUGAUAUCAGAUCUCAACCAGCCAUGGUGAGACCGCGAGAGCUGGGAGGAGCCAAAGGGAACCAGUUGGUGAGUGCCUCCCAGCCGUGUCUGGUGGACAUGAACCUCGCCCUCCCUCACCUCGUGAAACCCAACCGAGUCUCCGACCACGCCUUUCAGCUCCGUAAGACACGCCUACUUCAGCACAAGUACGAGGACAUCGACAUUCCCGAGUGGCCGGAAGUGGGCGGAGUCCCGGGGAGUGUGACGAGUGUGGGAGACGUCCCAUCUCCGGCGGUUCAUAACAGCUGGCUCGAGGCCGACAAAGACAGUGGAGUGACAGAUUCAGGGACCAUGCUGCCCAAAGGCUGGCAGAAGAUGACAGACGACCAGAGCAGAACCUACUACUGGCACAUCCCCACUGGACGGACACAGUACACCAAACCAACUGGAGAGAACAUGGAAAGAUUGGCACUCUCCCUGGAUGAUUCCAGCCAGCCACUGUCUGACCAAUCAGAUCACUCCAUCUGCUCCUCCUCCAGCGCCAUCCCUAACGCAGCUGCGUGCUCGCAAUCAGAGGUCAAAGGUCAGAGGUUCUUGACUCGUUACCUAGGGAACCACCCGGUCGAGGAGAGCGAACUGGUACCGGGGGAGUGCGUCAAGGUCGUUCAUGCCAGCAUACGAAAGACCCACCCGUCUGGCAAUGUGAAGGGGCGGCCGGUAUUUCUGGUGAUUCAAGGAAUGGAGCUGCAGUGGGUGGAGUCAGAGUCCGGCUCUCCAACAACCAUCCAACCCAUCAACAGAAUUAGAGUCUGGGGCAUUGGACUGGAGAAUGACAGAGACUUUGGGUACGUUGCUCGAGACCAAGUCACAAAGAAACACAAGUGCCACGUCUUUCGCUGCGACAUGCCGGCCAGAGCCGUUGCCAAGGCGCUGCUAGAGAACCACCAGAAACAGACCAAAACUCCGCCCACUACCACGCCCACUGGUCCUCCGGGAGACGAUGAAGGGAAGUUCAGCAAACCAACGACACCUUCUCAACAGAAAAGAGCAGGAAGUCCUGAAGUGCCACAGAGCCACGAGAGAACGCGGACCGUGUCACAGAGCAACAGGCGACGAGGCCACAGUCCACCUGAUGUAGAGACGGAGAGCGUUGAGAGCGUAAACUGCAUCUACAUGGGCUCCUGCGAGGUCCUCCAGCCACAGGGUAUCGACAUUCUGAAUGCAGCAGUGGAGAAGCUCUGCUCAAACAAGUUGCGAUGGACCAAUGCCAGUGUUGGCAUAUCCACCUCCACUAUCAAGAUCACUGACUCCAUGUCUGACAGAACAGUGGGCGAUCACAGAAUACGCUACCUCUGCUUUCUGGGCAUCGCUAAAGAUGACAAGUACUGUGGCUACAUACUGGAGAGCAGUGCUCGCAGCAAAAGACAGUCGGAAAAGCGGUUCCUGUUCCACGGAUUCAAGAUGGAACCAAACACGGACAAGCUGUGCCUCGCUCUCCACAUGGCAUGUCAGACUCGCUACCAGAAGGUGCUGGAGUCAAAUCCCGAAGCCCAGAAAACUGCCAGAGAGAAAGCAGAGGUGGAGAGACUUCGCAGCAAGUCCACCAGCUCAAUCCUGGGGAGGCUGGGGAGUUUCAAGAAGAACAGAAGAGACGACGACUCCAAGGUGUUCACGGUCCAGUACCUGGGCUGUCAGCAGGUGGCCAAGUCAGAAGGACUCGAGGUGGUCAAGGGACCAAUUCAGCAACUCUCCAUCCCCAAGUCAGCUGUGGGUACGGCGCCAGUCAAUCUGGUGGAUUUCGAGGUCAGCUCUGCCGGACUCGGGGUAACCGACCCCAACAAGAGGCUCUUCUCCAGGAAAAACUUCAGCGUCAAACACAUUACCUACGUAGUCAGAAUCAGAAAUUACUUUGCAUUUGUUGUUCGCGACGGAAUCAAAUAUCAGUGUUACGUGUUCCUGGAGACUGGAGUACCGGCAGCUACCAUAGUGACCACCAUACAGAGAAUGCUGGCUCCAGAGCCCAGCAGGAAAAGAUGACUAUUCUCACGCCAUCAGAAUAGCGAAACACACCCAUCCGUCCUUAGUUUCGUCCUGUUUGUCGUUAUAAAGUGUGGUUAAUUGCCGUCUCUAUAAAUUAUCAUGAUAAAUGUAGCACGCAAUCAUGUGUGCUUAUUUCGAUAAUAAUGUUGUGUGUUACUCCGCAAAUAUAUUCUCUAUGCACGGUUCACGAUGAAGCGAGAAGUUGAAAAAAGCAUACACAAAACUUAUAUUACACACAAGUGACAGUAUACACACACACACACUCGUACACGUAAAGUGGUGAAUAAAUAGAACUCGUACACAAAGGUCUGCGGUGCUAACGAAAAGUGGCAAACAAACAGAAAAGGGAAUAAACAAUGUGUUGGGUCAAUGUGUAGGUCUGUUGCAAAAACACAAAGGCAGUGGUGCAGUGCAGGCACAGUUCAAAAACACAAAGUACUAGCUAGUGAGGCACGUGCUAAUUAGUGAUCUUGAGAGGGUCGAUCCAUCUGAAUGGGUAAGGUGGUAGGUGGGGUGGUGUUGUCUGCUACUGGAGUUGGUAGUGGGAGCUCGCUGCUCUCUUCACCAUCGCUCUCUGGACCUGGCUGGGGUGGUAGGCUGUUGGCCUGUAAUGGUGGACUGUUGGUCUCCAGUUGUAGACUGUUGGCCUGUAAUGGUGGACUGUCGGUCUCCAGUUGUAGACUGUUGGCCUGUAAUGGUGGACUGUUGGUCUCCAGUUGUAGAUUGUUGGCCUGUAAUGGUGGACUGUUGGUCUCCAGUUGUAGACUGUUGGCAGUUGUCAAGAGUGGUAAGCUAUUGGUCCCCAGUGGCGUAAUCUUGGUCGUCAGUGGUAGGCUUUUGGUCUCCAAUGGUGGGCUCCUGGUCUCAGGAGAAGAGAGGGCUGUCGGCAAGCCUUGUGCGGCCUCUAGUCUAUUGAUCUUCUUCUGCUGUUCUCUCACAGUCUCCUUGAGAGAUGCCACGUCGCUCUGAAGAUUACCAAUCAUCCCUCGGCAGAGUGCCAGCUGCUCUAUCAACUCCUUAUUGUGAUUUCUGUAGCUCUCAUUUAGAGAGCCGAGGUCCUGCGCAUCCGGCUCCACGCUGAAACUGGUCGUUAGUUCUUCGAGAACAAAGUACUCCGUCUCAAAGUUCUGGAGUUUCGACUCCAGGUCCAUGCGGUGGGCAUCUUCUAGAAUGGUGGUCACGUGGUUGAGGACCAGUUGAGGCAUGCUCUCUUUGAGGAACUCGGAGAUUGACUCCAUUGUGGUGCAGCGGAGGAUGUGGGACUCGUAGUAUCGCAGCAGAGCCACCGCCACCUGGACAGAAGAGGGUAGCUAUCAAGAUGCUAUCCCAUACCAGCUCUUACAUAACAUGAUAUAAGACAAAACCCUGGGAUACAGAGAGUAAGUGCUACUAGCUAUG
Molecule: messenger RNA, 5565 nt
Organism: Geodia barretti
Lineage: Eukaryota; Metazoa; Porifera; Demospongiae; Tetractinellida; Geodiidae
Source: the annotation of a GenBank genome assembly